AUGCCGCCGCAAGCCGCCGCCGUCGUUGCACAGCAGGGCGACUGCUGCCGCCACGGCCAGCCUCCCCGCUGGCACGCGGGAGGAGCAGGCGAGCCGCUGCCCUUCUACCUGCCGCAGCGCAAGCGGCUGUCCGUGGACGGGAGCGCGAAGCCGCCGGGCCCGCGGAUAUGCAUCUGGGAGUGCGACGGCGAGGCGGGCGACAUCACCUGCGACAUCGUCGCCGCGCCAUUCCGGCGCAGCUGCAGCGCCAGGCCGACGCAGGCCCCUGCCGCCCCGUUCUUCCGGACGAUGACGCCCCCGCCGCCGAGGCCGCAGAGGGUGGUGGAGGCGGAGGAGGAGGCCAGCAAGCCCGGGAAGGCCAUCCGCAGGGGCCACCGGAGCUACGGCCUCAUGCUCAACCUGCAGCUCGGCAUAAGUUAUUCGGUGGGGAAGUCGUCGGCGCUGCCGUUCAAGAAGCUGCUGGCGUCAGACUUCGACCCGCGGGAGAAGGUGUGGACGCGGUUCCCGCCGGAAGGGUCCAAGCUCACGCCGCCGCAUCACUCCGUCGAUUUCCGGUGGAAGGACUACUGCCCUGCAGUAUUCAGGCAUCUGAGGAAAUUGUUCGGGGUGGACCCUGCGGACUACAUGCUUGCCAUCUGCGGCAACCACACGCUCCGGGAGCUCGCGUCCCCGGGGAAGAGCGGGAGCUGCUUCUUCGUGACGCAGGACGAUCGGUUCAUGAUCAAAACCGUGAGGAAGGCUGAAGUGAAGGUUCUUAUUAGGAUGCUGCGGAGCUACUAUGAACAUGUUCGUCAGCACAAGUCCACCCUAUUGACGAGAUUCUAUGGCACACAUUGCAUUAAGCAAGUUGGAUGUCCCAAGGUCCGGUUCAUUAUAAUGGGAAAUUUUUGCUGCUCGGAGUAUAAGAUUCAUAGGCGUUUUGAUUUGAAAGGUUCCUCGUAUGGUCGGACUAUCGACAAAACAGAGCGGAAGAUUGAUGAAACCACUACGCUGAAGGACCUAGAUCUUGAUUAUGCAUUCCGGUUGCAACGAUUUUGGUAUGAGGAACUUAUGAAGCAAAUUCAGAUGGACUGCACAUUCUUAGAGACACAAGGAAUUAUGGACUACAGCUUGUUGUUAGGAGUUCACUUUCGUAAUGAUUUAUCCGUGUCUAAGAUAGGCCUCUCUCAACCCAUUGCUUUGACAAAAUCUACUACUGGCAAAAGAAAAUCAUUUGAAGGCGGAGGAAAUUUUUGUGAGCUAUGCUUUAUGGAAUCAGGAUGCAAGGACAGGGAUUUGACGAUAGAACCCCGGAAGCCAUUUGUCCAGCUUGGCAUAAACAUGCCGGCCCAGGCAGAGCGCAGCUCAAGGAAAAUACUGGACAAGUUUCUUCUGAACGAAAGGCACCUGUUCAUAAGCACGCCCGGCGGGGGACCGUGUGAUGUCUAUCUCUUCUUCGGAAUAAUCGACAUCCUCCAAGACUAUGACAUAACCAAGAAGCUAGAGCACGCCUACAAGUCCUUUCAAGUCAACCCUGGCCGCAUCUCCGCUGUAGACCCCAAGCUAUACUCGAGGAGGUUCCAGGAUUUCAUUCGCAGGGUGUUUGUAAAACAACAGCACUGAGAAGAAGAAUGCACAGGGUUAAGCUAACUGGCUAGUGUCCCUCUGACUUUUUUUACAUCAUGAGAUUGAGAUAUACUGGAGGGGUUUUUGCAUGAUGAGAUCCAUUGGUGAAGCUUAUGGUAUGAUGGCAUCGCUGAUCCCGAGCAUGCCCUGGAGCAGUACGAGUGGUGGUCAGUUUUGCUACCAGACGGCCUAUGUAUAUUCUCUGAAUAUAGGUGGCGGCAAGCAGGGAGCUCUGCCGACAAGCAUGCUAGAACCGGAAGGAUGGGAGCUGAACUGGUAAAGCUCCCUCUUUUGGAAGACUUGUGAACUGUAAGUGGCU
This is a messenger RNA of Lolium rigidum, 1924 nucleotides long. RefSeq names its product phosphatidylinositol 4-phosphate 5-kinase 1-like. Gene Ontology annotation, molecular function: phosphatidylinositol kinase activity. The transcript has 8 exons. The record is from RefSeq and is a predicted model, not a curated record. Gene Ontology annotation, biological process: phosphatidylinositol metabolic process. Bases 1 to 1602 code for a protein of 533 amino acids. NCBI's taxonomy places the organism in Eukaryota, Viridiplantae, Streptophyta, Magnoliopsida, Poales, Poaceae.